Sinocyclocheilus grahami is the source of this 2214-nucleotide messenger RNA. RefSeq names its product mucosa-associated lymphoid tissue lymphoma translocation protein 1-like. Gene Ontology annotation, molecular function: cysteine-type endopeptidase activity. Bases 1 to 1272 code for a protein of 423 amino acids. The record is from RefSeq and is a predicted model, not a curated record. The transcript has 8 exons. Lineage: Eukaryota; Metazoa; Chordata; Actinopteri; Cypriniformes; Cyprinidae. Gene Ontology annotation, biological process: proteolysis.
AUGUACACAAGUUUGUUGUAUUAUGCUGGACAUGGUUAUGAGAACUUUGGGAACAGCUUCAUGGUGCCUGUUGAUGCCCCAAAUCCAUACCGUUCAGGCAACUGUCUCUGUGUUCAGAGCAUUCUGAAACUGAUGCAGGAGAAGGAGACUGGACUCAAUGUCUUCCUCCUCGACAUGUGCAGGAAAAGAAAUCUACAUGACGAUGCCACACCAAAUGUUGUGCUCAAAGUUACAGCCAAUAUUGUGUUUGGAUAUGCCACUUGCCAAGAUGCUGAGGCUUUUGAACUGAGUUCAAGUGGAUUCACCAAUGGAGUCUUUAUUAAAUUCCUGAAAGAGCGCCUCCUAGAGGAUGAGAAGAUAACUGUUUUGCUAGACAGUGUGGCUGAAGAUAUGGGUCAGUUUGACCCCACAAAGGGUAAGCAGGCUCUAGAGAUCCGCAGCAGCCUGUCAGAGAGACGGUCCCUCACCGAUCCCAUCCACCCCGGGGACUACUCCGAUGCAGCCGAGGCACACAACCUGCUCUGGUCUAAAGCACAUGAACUGCCGGAGAGUAAAAUUCUGGACUUUGAAUGUGGAGUUCAGAUAAAAAUGGACUUUGCUGCUGAGUUUUCCAAUGUGCUGGUCAUCUACACCAGCAUUGUGAAAAAGCCAGAAGAGAUGCUGUCUUGUCAGGCACACAUAACUAACCUCCCUUUGGAUCUGGAUGUGGACCCUAAGCUGAUGAAUAAAGAAACUCUGGAGGAAACAGGAAGCUUCCUACUUUCAGGGAGUCUUCCUCAGCACUGCCUCUACACCAGACUCGGCUCACUGCAGAAACUUAAGGAGGAGCUAGCUUUCACUGUCUGCCUACACAUCCAGUUUAACUCCCUAGACGACCUGGUCCAGUGGAACAUGGACGUUAACGUCGGCAAGCCCCUCAUUGCCAAACUGGAUCUCAACCGUCCCACCAGGAAGAACAGCUGUCAGCUGACGUGUCACAUGCCGCACAGCCCCUCGACCAGCCCCAGCCACAGUCCCGCGUCUGACCGCCGCUUCCACAGCCAGGGCCCCCAGCAGCACACCAACCCCUACCUCAACGUCUGUGAGCCCCUCCACGGAGCUGUAGGGGGUUAUGGGGACUUUCGAUUGUACGGUGACCAUACAUAUCAAUAUGAGAAUAUGCCAUGCUUACCCUUCCUGAACCCACCAAGUAUUCCCAUUGAGACCACUGAUGACAUUGACGACAUGCAGAAUGAGUUCAUGAAUAGUUUGCAACUCUAUAACCAUCCCUGAGUGAAUACACAGCGUUAAACCAAUGAUUAAAGGGAUACUCCACACAAAAAUGAAAAUUCUCAUCAUUUAGCCAUUCCAGAUGUAUAUGACUGACUUUCCUUCAAUGAACAAAAAUCCAUCUCUGAGUCUAUAUAAUGGAAGUGUAUGGGAUCACCAAAGUUGGCACUUCAAAAAUUAAAAACCACAUAAAGUGAACUUGAUGGCAAUCCAUCUGACCCCAGUUAUGGAAGCAAUAGUUUAGUUAAAGUUAGUAAAUAUUAGUGUUUUUCUCAUAUACUUGUGGUGUUUUGCUUCAGAGAACAUUGAUUCAUCAACUGGGGUCGUAUGGAUUACUGUCGUGUUUGCUUUUUGAAGCAUCGGCUUUGACAAAAAGUCUAAAAAGUUGUCGAAAAAGUCAUACAUCCGGGACGGCAUUAGAAUGAAUAAAUGAUGAGAAAAAUGAUCAUGUAAGGUGGAGUACCCCUUUAAAGACUGUGUAGUUAGUAUAUUAAAUGUCAAGGAUGUAUUUUAUUUCAAUUUUUUUAAAGAUUUUAUUUUUUUAUUAUUAUGAUAGGACAGAUCAGAUGUAGCGAAGGGAGAGAGAGAGGGGGGUGGGAUUGGGAAAGGUCCUCGAGUCGGGAUUUGAACUUGGGACAGCUGUUAAAAUGUUGUCUGUCGAUUAAUGACCACUUUAUAAAUCAACUAAAAUUAAUUAUUUCAUACAUUGAUCGCAUUCUUUUGCAUUUGCAUUUAGUGGUGAUUGUAAUGCAAAAAUGUAUCAUCUCAAGUGAUUGUCUCAUCUCUAUCAGUUUUCAGUCUUUACUUUCAUGUGACUAACUUAUUACGGCACCUUCAAAAUAUUUUAGCGUAAAGAAAAUACUGUAGCACUGAUACUGUAAGUAUUUAGUCCUUUAAAAUGAUAAUUUAUCUUAAAAAUCCUGUCACCUUAUUACAUCUCAAUAC